UAUGGAAUGAACCGUGCAUGCAGCAUAUUGUAAAACCUGUUGUAGACUAUCUUCAUUUACCGUUCCUCAUACACGCCGGCAGAAGAGACAUUCUGGUAAUACAUGCAGGAUGGUUCAACCCCUCAAAAUGCAUCUUCCCGUUUGCUCGUGGUUGACCUUUUGUCUAGUAAUUGUCCAUAUUUCUGUGUCUGAUGCGGAGACAUUUUCAUCAAUUCAGUCAAUCACCGAAUCGUUCCGACACGAAGCGAAGAUGAUGUCCGAGAUCUAUGACUCUCUGCAGCAGGUGAGCCCAGGGAAUGAUACGUACGGAGUCACGCAAUUCCGGAUGUUCAUCAACGAUACUAAGAGGUUUUUCGAGCAAUUCAAGGACGAAGAGCACGUGGAAACAUAUCUGAAACAUCCCAUCAACAUCUAUCACUUCAUACGAAGGUGUGCCGUGGAAUGGGUAAAACGCACGCUCCCAUUAAUCAAGGCACAAGACGCAACAAUCUCCAAUAUUUACGAAAAGCUGAAGACAACUUUCGACGAGGACCGACUAUGGCCACGCAGAGAAGACUUAGUCGGAGUGUCUUUAAGCCUGAUUCGCCUCCAAGUGACCUACCUACUUGACUUCAAGGAAUUAGCCACUGGGACUCUGAAUGGGACGAAAACGGAUCCCCUAACUGUCGACGAGCUGCAUGAAAUCGCCAUGGUUGCUUUGGAGAAAUGGAAGCCAAAGAAAGCGAUACUGUGGUUAAACGAAACUGCUCAGAUAAUAAGGGAUGGGGAUGACUUUCGAUAUGCCUUCAUAUAUUUGUAUAGAUUCCAUCGACAGAUGGCGGAGAUUCAUGAAAAGUUCGGCGAUUAUGAAACGGCUGUUAGGGUAGCUAAAGAACUAGUAGCGUUCGAUCCGGCCAAUGUCGCUGCUACGAAUUACUUGGCUUCUCUAAAGGAGAAGGCAGGCGCUCUCCAGUCACUGGCCUUGACGGAUAAGAGUGCUAAGUCAGAUACCAAAUACGAGGCAUUGUGCAGGGGAGAUCUCGAAAAGCCGCCUGCUGAGGUGAAGGAACUUAAAUGUUAUUUUAGGAGAUCGGCCAUACCCUAUCGGCCGACGAAGGUAGAAUUGAUCAACCUGACGCCAGAGAUGCUAAUUUACCACGACAUAAUAUACAAGGACGAGAUAGAUCGGAUUAAAGAAUUCUCGAAGCAACAUCUGAAGCGAUCAAAGAUAACCACAAUGGCUGAGGACGGUAUUGACACGAGCGACAUGCGCGUUAGUCGACAUGCCUGGUUUAAUAUCAAAGAUUCGACAAUGGAAAAGGUUUACCGCCGGGUUGAGGAGAUCACUGGCCUCGGGACUGAGCUCAAUUCUGUGGCAGAUCAUCCUUAUAACGAGGACAUGCAAGUUGUAAACUACGGUCCAGGAGGCUUUUACACACCCCAUCAUGACUUUUUCUAUCCACCAGACCAUCAUAUCGCAUGGGAUACCUUACUUGACGAUGACCGAUACGCAACUCUGCUAUUUUACCUCGAAGACGUUCAUAUAGGCGGUGCAACUGCGUUUCCUACUGCUGAAGCACGUGUGCCAGCUGUGAAAGGAAGCGCCGCUUUUUGGUGGAACAUGCACCGUAAUGGUACUUCGGAUGCAAGGACACUUCAUGCUGGAUGUCCCGUACAGAUUGGAUCGAAGUGGAUUGGCACCAUAUGGUUUCGUUACGUAGCGCAGUGGUCUCACAGGCCGUGCACCACUAAUAACUAUGAGUAAACCCCUUGUCACUGCGGGUUGCCUGACGUCGGUUAGGGAGCAUGGGCGAUAUAAAACAGUCAGAAGAUUCGACUGUGUCCGUCUGGAAAGAAGAGGGGAAACAAGUUUCGUUGUUCGACCGCUGUCUGAAGUAGAUCCUGAACGAUCUGCCGUGUUAGUCCUGAAGUUUAGGGUAUCAGGGAUUGCAAUAUUGUCAUCAUUGUCUUGACUGUGCUGACUGGUUGGUUUCUCUGGAUUCGACAAGGACCGCCGCCUGUUUUGAUCUGACAUCGGGGUCCCAACGACGACAGCCGGAUUCUUCGUGCGCGGUCUGAGCGGGGCCGUCUGAAAUGCCAAUCUCUCAUGUUUCAGUUUCUUCAAAGUUGCAUUAAACUCUGUCUGUAGAUCCUUCUUCGUAUUGUUUAGCUCAUGCUGCAACCUUUUGUUCUCCAACCAAACUUUUGAAUCAUGCAGGUUUUCAUGUGCUCCUGGUUUCAACCAACCACCGCCCUUCCUCAUUACACCACCAGAUGGAUUGUUCAUAACUCUAUAGCUCGAAUGACAAAUGAAAAACGUCAGAAAAUUCCCUGGUCCACAAGUGGAGUAGUCCACAGUCUCCUGAUCUAGUAUUUAGCCUUAUGAAGAUCCUUCCUUCAAACUAAUUAUAAAGUAUUAUAAACUAUAAAGUCUUCCACCACCAAGUCUGCUCACAAUCUCCCAAAUCCAGGCAGCCAAAACGGAGUGACAACGCCAGCCCCAAUCUGUUUCAUUAGAAAGAAACGGAGUAGAUGAAAUGCGGCUAUGGCCAAGUUGAAAGUUAGGAACAUCAAUAAUUUUGGAGACGACUCGGAUCAGUUCUCAGAUGAUUUCCGAAGUCCUUGUGGAUCACUGUAUAUAUACUGGUUGUUCAGACCAGUCACUAAUUCCGUGAAAGUUGAAACAAACAAAACCGUUCCACGUGAUAUCUAGACAAGUAAACCUGCAUGAUUAAUAAAAAGAAUACAACAGGCCAGGUAAUUUGUGGAACGGAAUCAGGCAAAGCUAUUGGUAAUACUUUGAUAUGACUAUCUCUACUAUAAUCCUUAACACGGCCAAAUCGGUCUUUUGUU
Molecule: messenger RNA, 2832 nt
Organism: Lineus longissimus
Lineage: Eukaryota; Metazoa; Nemertea; Pilidiophora; Heteronemertea; Lineidae
Product: prolyl 4-hydroxylase subunit alpha-1-like
Exons: 2
Coding region: 110-1744 (544 amino acids)
Biological process (GO): peptidyl-proline hydroxylation to 4-hydroxy-L-proline
Cellular component (GO): endoplasmic reticulum
Molecular function (GO): procollagen-proline 4-dioxygenase activity; L-ascorbic acid binding; protein binding
Source: RefSeq, a predicted model, not a curated record